Messenger RNA from Acanthaster planci (crown-of-thorns starfish), 4615 nucleotides. RefSeq lists its product as uncharacterized. Gene Ontology annotation, molecular function: carbohydrate binding. The record is from RefSeq and is a predicted model, not a curated record. NCBI's taxonomy places the organism in Eukaryota, Metazoa, Echinodermata, Asteroidea, Valvatida, Acanthasteridae.
UAAGUCGAUGUGCCGUGCACAGCAAAUAUGUAGGCUGCUGAAUCGAAUGCGGACACCGGAUAGAUGAGACGUGCCUGCUUCGAUGCCCCGUACAAGCCAACACUCGACAUCUCCGGUUCUAUCAGCAAAAUGAGCGGUAAAGCGUAGACGAAGACGCCAAAAAUCGUCUGUGGGCUAUUUCGAAUAAGUGUAUCUGUCGCGUGUAGCUGUAGGACCAGGAAACUAUUAAGUCUUUGUUAAAACCAAGCAACGGCGUCGGUGAGCUAUGUUUAGCAAGUAACAGCUAGCUAGCCCCCUCCAGCCCCCCUUUGGCCCCCAUGCGCACAUGUUCGCUGCGCUAAGCAGUAGCUAGCGUGUUGAGUGUGAGUCAUUGCAGUUUGGGAUGAGGUAUAGUGACCUCGUGGAGGACCACCAUCCGUACAUGCAAAUAACUUCGACUGUUGCUGUUUUCUUCUGCUCCUUGUUAUCGUCAGCAUGCAAUAAAUCCAGCAAAGACUUUGGACUCUCAACCAGUUUCUCGUGUGAUCUCUGACAGCGGCGGCAAAUACCGUAGCUCUGUGGUCUAACUUUCCAACAAAGUGAACGUUUUCGUCAAUUGUCGCAAAGCGGAGUUCUCGUGCAUUUCGCCCUGUACUGCAGUGUUUUUUGUUCCUACCGGUUCAGUUGUCGAAGAGGAACAUUCUUAGAUGAUUUCGGCGGUAUGAUGGCAGAGUUGCUACCGGUGGUAUUCACGGUGAUCGUGGGUCUCACAUUUCCUUAUCUGCCCAUUAGUCGGGCAGAUGAGAACUCAGAUUUGUUAAUGUCAACUUUAAGAAGCAAGUUUGUUUUUGCCUGUGACAAGGAUUUUCUGGCAUUGAAAUGCCCUAACAGCACAGUGAUAACAAUAGACAACGCUAACUAUGGCCGGCAGGUGUCCAGUGAACGCAUGUGCCCAUAUAGAUGGAGCACAGUGGGCAGCUAUCAUGUUACACAAUAUCAUGAAAACACCAACUGCAAGGCAGUUAACUCUCUUCAGGUUAUAGAAAACAUGUGUGAGAGUAGACAGUUCUGCAAGCUUAAGGUUUCUAGUGAUUUAUUUGGUGGUGAUCCAUGUCCUGGAACAAACAAGUAUCUAGAUGUCACCUAUAAAUGUAAACCAAGUAUAUUUCAGAAUAUGGUAGUGUGUGAAAACAGCCACAUGAUGCUACAUUGUAAUGCUAAAGAAGUCUUAGCAAUCCAUUCUGCUGGUUUUGGCCGACCAAUAGCUGCCAACAUGAAGUGUCCGUCUUUUAGCAUGGACGAGAUAGAAUGUUCAUCUUCUUCAUCAUUGGAAGAGGUUAUGAAGCGUUGUCAUGGCAAAAGACAUUGUACAGUUAAAGCCAGCACUCGUAUCUUUGGUGACCCAUGCCAGAGAGACACCUACAAAUAUCUGAGUGUAAUUUAUACUUGUGUUUCUAAGAGGAUAUUUCGCAAGCCAAGGCGUUACACUGGCUCUGUUACUGUGCCACAGAACUUUGCUGUCAGUUUAACAAAUCCUACUUUGAGUCCAGAGUAUGGCUUAGACCAGACAACUUUCACCAUGACUGAAUCUACUGAUCAAAGUCAAGGUUUGUUAGGGACUGCUCCAGCCAAUAAUCAUUCAGUUACCAUCAGUUCAGUUAACAUCAGUCUAAGCCAACAACCAUCAGCAACGGAUGAUCAGGAUAAAGCAACAGGAUUCUUUACCAGUAUAAUAGCUGCCAUAGGUAGCAUUCACUUGAACACUGAAGUGUUCGUAUUGUACAUGUUGGUCGGCUGCUGUAUUGGGACCAUUAUGACAUUACUGUGGUGUGUUGUGAGACUGAAAUGUAAGAAUUGCCAUUUGAAGAAGAAGAUUCAAGAAUCUGGGGGUGCAUCCAGUACAACUGAGGGCAAUAGAACACUACCUAGGAAUGGUUCAGUGCUUGAAUCAGUUCGACAGGAGAAUAGAGUCGACAUUAAUGAGAUAUGGAAUACACCACCACCCUCAGCAUCAACCAUGAGACCAGAGAAUGGAAUCAGUGCAAACCGUAGAUGGGAACCUGCCAAUACACCACCAAGGGAAACUCAAACUCUACCAGCUGCACGCAAUCUCAACAGCUACUUCUCCUGACUAGGCCGGGAAUCCCAUCUUUCAGCUCAUGAAUAUGCAUUAAGUCAGGAUGAUGAUGGUGUCUGAGCUGACAGGUACAUGAGAAAGAUGGGUCUUGCAUGAACACAUAAAAUAUGCCAUAUGCUGUAUCAACUUAACUUGGUUCAAAGACCACAAAGAGGUUGUCUCAGGUCACGCUUCAAAGUGCAUUUGAAAGUGAAUCAAACUUGUUUUCAAAGGUGAUGUAUCACCCAAAACCCACCCAGUGUCAGCCGACUGAUGAGAUAUCAUGUGCCUCUUGGAGGGAUGCCAAAUAUAUCGUUCAGUCUGUAAUUGAAGCUCUCUGGAUCUUUACUUUGUGUCCACAGUACUCAUUGUAUGCUUCAUACUUAUUCUCUGUGACUUAAAACACCUGCUCAAAGUUAAUUGCAUGUCAGUAAAGUGGCUCAUUAAAUGUAUUGAAAAUACAUGAUCAUUGUCGGGGAAAUGUAGUGCCACUUACAUGCUGAUGUACAGAAGGGGCAUAUUGAGUGAUGAACAAAUUGCUCUGAAAAUGGGUGAUGGGUGAGGACCAGACUUGGGGUACUAUAAACAACAUCAUGAUACUUUGGGGAUCUUUUGGAUCAGACAGACCAAAUUCUGUAUAAGAAAUGUUUUAUUCAGAACAGGAGGUAGACAGCAAAUUUGGAUGGAUUUGCUUCUGCAAUGUAACUAAGCAAUCAUCACAAUUCAGAGAACUUGCAACAUUGCAUUAAAGUAAACUGGCUUGACUUCAUCAAAAGCUUGGUCAUCAGAGCUUUUCAUUUUUUUCCCAGAUAAUUUUCAAACUCAGACCAAAGUAAACAAAACAGGGUCCCUUUAAAUCAAGCCAAACAUUCCACAAUGUUUGCUGUUACUCUGCCAAAGUGUUAAAUUUUGUAAAUAAACUGUUCAUUACAAAUUAUUUAUAAAGUUAUGUAAUAUAUGUAUAUGAGUACAGUAGUGCAAAUGUUAGUGGUCCAAAGGUUGUAAUGUACUGGUAUGAACCUUAUUAUACACUAGUAUUGUAAAUGUCAAAAUCCUGCUUUGAGUAUUUACUCUUUUUCCUUAAAUGUUUAUUUAACAUAGGUCAAUAUUGGAAUUUCUGUCUCGAGUCUUAUUGGGUAUAAACUUGUAAUGCAAACAACUAAUUAGAAUGCUGUUAUCUACUAAAUAAUGCCUACCUGUGUUACAAGCAUUAGGGUUUAAAGAUUAAUAAUGUACUACACUUUCAUAAAUCUGUACCUUGAAGGAAUCAGAACAAUGGACAUGUACAUUGUACAUGUUAAUUUGUGUUACACUUGGCAAAACUUACAUGCAAGGGGAUAUUUGCUUUGAGUAUAACUAGGGGAUGACAAGCCUCCCCCUGACAGGUUUACACCAACCCUCAGUGUAUGUACGACUUCCAAGGCAUGCAAUUGUAUUCAUUUUCCAAAUCUACGCUCUAAAUUUUACAAGAAUUGACUGAAAUAUUUUCAAGUACAUGUAUCUUUAUUGAGUUCUACACUAUUAUGUGUUGCACCUUUUCGGUACUGGUACAUUAUUUGUGUUACCCUUUUUGACUCUAGUAAUAAUUGCACACGCUGACAAAAUAUGCAAUGUGAGAGAUUUAAGUAUGUUCAUUUAUCUCAGGAAGUUCAAUGUACUGAUUAAAUCAUUCUUGAACACAAUGUUCUAGCAAUUAACUUAUCCUUUUUCCUGUAAACAGUAUCACUGUUUCAAAAUGUUCUCUGGUUAUUGUACUGAUCAUGAAAUGCAACAUGAAUGGAAAUUCCUUGUGGGAAUCCAAACAUCUCAUGUACGCAAACUUUUUUGAAUAUUUGUAAAUUUACAUCUCCAAGUUACUGUAUGUUGCAUUGGAAUUGUGCUAAAAAAUUCUAGGGAACAGUACUUAAAGAGGCCCAUAAAUUGUCAAAUUUUUCCCAUGUAUUAACAACUCUUAGAAUGUUCAAACAAAAUAUGUGAACAGAUAAUAACAGCACUUAUCUUACAGAAUCUGUCAUUCAAAGGCACCAAUAUAUUAUCAUUAUUCUAACUGGAAGGUCUCUCCACAUCUGAACAUUUCUAAGAGCAUCUCAGCUCCCUGGAGAGUAUACUAGCCUGAUGCCACCAUUCCAGUCACAGAUGGCUAUAUCUGCCCUCAUACAAUGUAGGUACCCACUUACUCCUGGGUGGAAAGAGGCAUGUAGGGGUAAAGUGACUUACCUAAAGUCACAACACUUACAACCAUCUGACGGGAUUUGAACCCCCAACCUUUUAAUUGAGGCUACAGGGCCUAACCACUGGGCCGUAUGUCCCUGUAAUGAAUGCUUCAAAUGACAUACAUUGUAUUCUUAACUGAAUGAGAAGUAAUUGCCCCAUUUGUCAACAAAAAUUCAAUUUCAUAUGUUGGGUUGGCAGAGACAAGAGUCAGCUGCAGUUUAAGAGCUAAAUGUAUGUGGGUAAUUCCAGAAAUUAGGGGUCCAAACGUAUGACUCUUUGUGUCCCUGUUAAUCUUACCUUUGUUAA